AUGGCGGCGACGGUCGUGGUCGAGGCCCCGCAGUCGGACAAGGAAGACGCCGACGAGAACGACGGUCACUUGAGCUCCGAGACGUCAGAAGACGAAGAAGAUGAGCAAGACGACGUGGCGCUCGAUGACGACGAAGACGAGGCGUCGCCGGCCGAUGACAUUGACAUGGAAGCGGCGACCGAGCGGGAGCUGGAGCUCGCCUGCGCCCAGGCGCCAGCAGCCUCCAGCAGCAGCAGCGAGACCGACAGCGAAGACAACGACGAAGAUGUCGAUAUGGAGGCCGAGAUCGUCAAGGAGCUCGAGGCCGCGACCGUCGAAAUGACGCCUGCUGCGCCUGUCGUGGCCGAAGCCGCGCGCAAGGAAGCUGCGAACGCCCGUCGCCUUGCGGGUAUUAAGGAGCGCGAGGCGCAGAUGGCCGCGAUGAAGAAGCAGCCGACGCCGAUCGCUACGACCAACAAGACGAUCACGUUCGGCGACGACUCGGACGACUCGAGACCACGUCGACGCCGGCACCGUCCAAGAAGCGCGCGCUCCUUAGCGACUCGGACGACAACGACGAUGACGACAAGGGCGACGAUGAUUUCCUUGGGCUCAAGCGGCGCAAGGCGGAAGCGCUCUUCGAGUUCCGACCCGAGUUUGCCGGCGCGGACGGCAAGCGGCUCUUCCAUGUGCAAAAACGGUUUGGCGGCGACGAGCCUUUUCACCUCGCCGCGCGCUUCGUCGAAGGCGACGAGUUCAACGACGGCGUUGACGACGCUACGCACGACGUCAAUGAACAACGCGAUCCAGACGUGGGCCACCGCCGCGCCGGACGCCGACGAGGUCGCCAAGCAGGCAUACAUCACGGAGACCGAGCUCUCGCUCGCGCGCUUGCACCGGUCGGUCUCGGACGCCAAGGACUUCAAGCAGCUCGGCUGGCUCGCAGCCGUGCGUCGGUACGACCCGCUCGACGCUGGCGUGAAAGCCUUUGAGCAGACGGCUCCGACCGACGCCGAGAUCGCCAAGGACAACGACGACGACGACGACGGCGAGCCGUUGCCGCCGAUGCCAGUCCGUAAGGAGACGCCGAUGCCCGAGGUGUCGGAGGAGCGGUACUUUGCCGCGACGUCGGACCUCUCGACCAUGUUCUCGCGCGUCCGCGCCAACUCGGAGGACGGCGAGGAGAUGGAAGCCGCGCUCGAUGGUAUCGUCAAGCCGGCCGCGGCCGCGUCGAGUGGCUUUAGCUUUGCGUCCAUGUUUGGCGGCGGCGACGUCAUCGAGGACGAUGUCGACGACCACGUCGACGCCAAGCCGCUCGAGGAGAAGCCGGACCUGGACGACUCGACGUGGCACUUUGCCAACACAGUGCGCAAGGUCGUCCAGGACGACAGCACGGACGACGAAGCCAUGGAAGACGACGACGACGACGUCGAGUGCCGACACGUUGGCAAGCCGGACCCGUGGACCAAGACGCACGAGGCCGACUGGAUGACGCUGCGCAAGACAUAG
Molecule: messenger RNA, 1488 nt
Organism: Saprolegnia parasitica CBS 223.65
Lineage: Eukaryota; Oomycota; Saprolegniomycetes; Saprolegniales; Saprolegniaceae
Exons: 3
Coding region: 1-1488 (495 amino acids)
Source: RefSeq, a predicted model, not a curated record